Oncorhynchus nerka (sockeye salmon) is the source of this 1432-nucleotide messenger RNA. RefSeq names its product pyruvate dehydrogenase E1 subunit beta. Gene Ontology annotation, biological process: pyruvate decarboxylation to acetyl-CoA. The record is from RefSeq and is a predicted model, not a curated record. The coding region runs from base 72 to 1151 and encodes 359 amino acids. NCBI's taxonomy places the organism in Eukaryota, Metazoa, Chordata, Actinopteri, Salmoniformes, Salmonidae. Gene Ontology annotation, molecular function: pyruvate dehydrogenase (acetyl-transferring) activity. The transcript has 11 exons.
ACUCAGACAGCUGCUCUGAUUGGACCGGAUCCUUCUCCAGGACAAGCUCCCACUCAGAGGACUGGUCAAAGAUGGCGUCGUUGGGGUGUUUUCUUCGCUCCGGGAAGAAUGCCGUGUCGGUGGUCCUACGAAGGGAGUUCAGCAAGACUCCUCCGGCUGCUGUGCAGGUGAAUGUCCGAGAUGCCCUCAACCAGGCCAUGGAUGAGGAACUGGAGAGGGAUGAGAGAGUCUUCCUUCUGGGGGAGGAGGUGGCUCAGUAUGAUGGAGCCUACAAGGUCAGCAGAGGGUUGUGGAAGAAAUAUGGAGACAAACGCAUCAUCGACACGCCAAUCACAGAGAUGGGAUUUGCUGGCAUUGCUGUUGGUGCUGCAUUCGCCGGGUUGAGGCCAAUCUGUGAGUUCAUGACCUGGAAUUUCUCCAUGCAAGCCAUCGACCAGGUGAUCAACUCCGCUGCUAAGACCUACUACAUGUCAGCCGGAGCCCAGCCUGUCCCCAUUGUGUUCCGCGGCCCCAACGGCUCCUCCGCAGGCGUGGCAGCCCAACACUCCCAGUGUUUCGCUGCCUGGUACGGCCACUGCCCCGGCCUCAAAGUAGUCAGCCCCUGGAACUCUGAGGACGCCAGAGGGCUCCUUAAAGCAGCUAUCAGGGACGACAACCCUGUGGUGUUCCUGGAGAAUGAGCUGAUGUACGGUGUGCCCUUUGACCUGUCUGAGGAGGUUAUGCACAAAGACUUUGUCGUACCUAUUGGAAAGGCCAAGGUGGAAAGACAAGGAACCCAUAUCACUCUAGUGUCACAUUCCCGGUGUGUGGGUUUCUGUCUGGAUGCAGCGACUGUCCUGGCUAAGGAGGGGGUUGAAUGUGAGGUGGUUAACCUGCGCACCAUAAGGCCCCUGGAUGUGGACACCAUUGAGGCCAGUGUGAUGAAAACCGGCCAUCUGGUCACAGUGGAGGGGGGCUGGCCCCAGUACGGAGUGGGGGCUGAGAUCUGUGCCAGAGUCAUGGAGGGCCCUGCCUUCAACUACCUGGAUGCCCCUGCAGUCCGCGUGACCGGUGUCGACAUCCCCAUGCCCUACGCUAAGAUCCUGGAGGACCACAGUGUACCUCAGAUCAAAGACAUCAUCUUCUCAGUCAAGAAGGUCUUGAAUAUGUAAACAUAUUGUAACAUUGUGAACAUUGUCCUUAUUCAGAUACAUUAAUACCUACAAUUACUUGCUCUUCUGUUUCCUGAUUGGAUAGGGGACAAAAAAAGAUGGUGAUGUCAUCUAGUAGGGAUCUGUCAUUGAUCCAUUGGUGAAAAGAAACUCUCUCUAAGAAGAAGAAUACAUUGUGGAUUGUAAGGAAGUGUAUUUCUUAUUGUAACAUCAUCAGACUAUUUUAUUGCUAUAAAUUGCUCUGUUACAGAAAUAAAACUCCCAUUUUAUCAUUCUGGAAA